AUGUCUAUAUCAAAAAUAAAACAUGCAGCGAAAUCAUUAAAAAAUUUUCAAGGUAUUCGUUUUGAAGAAUGUUUGGAUGAUGGUGAAGCAGCUGAACAAUUAAAUAAAUGGCUUUUAGAAGUAUCAUGGGAAGUUGCAAAUAAAGUUGGAGGAAUUUAUACUGUUAUACGUUCAAAAGUACCAGUCACAAAAAAAGAAUAUGGAAAUAAUUAUAUUUGUUUGGGUCCAUAUAAUGAUUCAUUUGUAAAAACUGAAGUUGAAAUUGGCGAAUCAAAACUUGAUGUUAUUAGAGAUACAGUUAAUGAAAUGAAACGUUUGGGUAUUCAUGUUGUAACUGGAAAUUGGUUAAUUGAAGGUUUUCCUCAAGUUGUUCUUUUUGAUAUUGGUUCAGCAAUACAUAGAUUAGAUGAUUGGAAAGGUGAUUUUUUUCGACAUGCACGAAUUGGUAUACCAUAUCAUGAUAGAGAAGCAAAUGAUGCAUUAGUAUUUGGUUUUUGUGUUUUUUGGUUUAUUGGUAUUUUUAUUGAUCAAGUAAAACGAAGACAAAAAUGUUAUGUUAUUGCUCAUUUUCAUGAAUGGUUAACUGGUGUUGGUCUUAUAAUGACACGUCUUUGUGGUUAUGAUUGUGCUUUAAUAUUUACUACACAUGCAACACUUUUAGGAAGAUAUUUAUGUGCUGGUUCAACAGAUUUCUAUAAUAAUUUACCUUUGUUUGAUCUUGAUAAAGAAGCUGGUAAUCGUCGAAUAUAUCAUCGUUAUUGUAUUGAACGUGCAGCUGCAUCAUGUACACAUGUAUUUACAACUGUUUCAAAAAUAACUGGAAUUGAAUCUGAAUAUCUUUUAAAAAAGAAACCAGAUGUAUUAACACCAAAUGGACUUAAUGUUCAAAAAUUUGCUGCAUUACAUGAAUUUCAAAAUUUACAUGCAAAAAAUAAAGAAAAACUUCAUGCAUUUGUACGUGGGCAUUUUUAUGGACAUUAUGAUUUUGAUUUGGAUAAAACAUUAUAUGUUUUUACUGCUGGUCGAUAUGAAUUUACAAACAAAGGUGCUGAUAUGUUUAUUGAAUCAUUAGCUCGAUUAAAUCAUAUGCUUAAAUCAUCAGGUUCUGAUGUAACUGUCGUAGCUUUUCUUAUUUUUCCGACAGCAACUAAUAAUUUUAAUGUUGAAUCAUUACGUGGUCAAUCUAUUGCAAAAAUGUUUCGAGAUACAGUAAGCAAUAUACAAAGUGAUAUCGGAAAAAGACUAUAUGAAAUUUCUCUUAAAGGUCAUCUACCAACUCCUGCAGAAAUUUUACUUUCAAGUGAUUUAAUUGAAUUAAAAAAAUGUAUUUAUGGAUCACAACGUUCAACAUUACCACCAAUAUGUACACAUAAUGUAUGUGAUGAUAUUCAUGAUCCAAUAUUAAAUGCUUUACGUCGUUGUGAAUUAUUUAAUGCACGUUCUGAUCGUGUUAAAGUUAUAUUUCAUCCUGAAUUUUUACGUUCAACAAGUCCAUUAUUACCACUUGAUUAUGAUGAAUUUGUACGUGGUUGUCAUUUGGGUGUAUUUCCAUCUUAUUAUGAACCAUGGGGUUAUACACCAGCUGAAUGUACAGUUUUGGGUGUACCAAAUAUAUCAACAAAUUUAAGUGGUUUUGGAUGUUUUAUGGAAGAACAUGUUCAUGACGCUCAUACAUAUGGAAUUUAUAUUGUUGAUAGAAGAUAUAAAAGUGGUGAUGAAUCAUGUCAACAACUUGCACAAUAUAUGUUUGAUUUUUCAUUAUUAACUAGACGACAACGUAUUAUUUUACGUAAUCGUACAGAACGAUUGAGUGAAUUACUUGAUUGGAAUGUAUUAGGCAUUUAUUAUUAUCGUGCUCGUCAAAUAGCAUUAACACGAAUUCAUCCAGAAUUCGAAGAAGAAAUUAUCAAAUUGGCAAAUGAAACAUCGUCUAAUCCUUCAACACCAGUUAUAUCUCGUUCAUCAACACCAGCACCACAUGAACAUGAUGAUGAAGGAACUGACGAUGAAGAUGAAAGUCAUCCACCACCACCAUCACAAAUUUCAUCUCAAAAAGUUUCACCUAAACAACCUUCAUCAAUCGAUCAAGCAUUUGAACCUUCAUUUGCACGUCCAGCGUCAGCUACACAUCUUCCUUUAGAUAAGCAAUUUCGUGCAGCUGCUGUUGCUGCUGCUAAUGCUGCAGCAACAGAUGAACCAACAUUUACUGAUGCUCUUGAUGAUGAAAUACGUCAAAUAACAAUUGGAAAAGACAAUCAAUCAAAAUUAACAUCUACAAGUCAAACAAUAAAACAUGAUGAUAAAGUUGAUUUUAGUUUAGAUGAUCUUGGUGAUUUAGAUGACUCACAUGAUAGUCAAGAACAAGUGCCAUAUGAAGAUAAUAAAACAUCAAUAUCAACAAAACAUGAUUUUACUAUACCAGAUGUAUUACAACAAACAACAAUUACUGGAAAUACAACUUCAGGUGAAUCAACAAGUGGUGCUGAAAAUAUUUUAUCAUCAUCGAAUCUUAAAGAUCAACCAAAUACUAAAUCAACAGAAAAAGAACAAUCAUAA
This is a messenger RNA of Rotaria sordida, 2556 nucleotides long. NCBI's taxonomy places the organism in Eukaryota, Metazoa, Rotifera, Eurotatoria, Philodinida, Philodinidae. The record is from the annotation of a GenBank genome assembly.